Molecule: messenger RNA, 6813 nt
Organism: Scleropages formosus (Asian bonytongue)
Lineage: Eukaryota; Metazoa; Chordata; Actinopteri; Osteoglossiformes; Osteoglossidae
Product: retinal-specific ATP-binding cassette transporter-like
Exons: 49
Coding region: 1-6813 (2270 amino acids)
Biological process (GO): transmembrane transport; lipid transport
Cellular component (GO): membrane; intracellular membrane-bounded organelle
Molecular function (GO): ABC-type transporter activity; ATP hydrolysis activity; lipid carrier activity
Source: RefSeq, a predicted model, not a curated record
AUGGGAGUUGGUAGUCAAAUCAGGUUAUUACUAUGGAAGAACUGGACUCUUCGGAAGCGGCAAAAGAUCCGUUUUUUAGUAGAGAUUAUGUGGCCUGUUAUUCUGUUCAUCGGACUCGUGUGGCUCAGGAAAGCAAACCCACUGUACCGCCAAGAUGAGUGUCAUUUUCCCAACAAGGCUAUGCCCUCCGCUGGAAUUCUGCCAUGGAUCCAGGGGAUUUUCUGCAACGCCAACAAUCCCUGUUUCCGACACCCUACUCGCGGAGAGUCUCCAGGCCUUGUGUCUAACUACAACAACUCCAUCCUGGCCCGGUUCUUUGCAGAUGCCCAGGAGCUUCUUCUAGGGGAACCAGAGUUCCAGCACCUGGGCAGGCUGUGGGAGGAGCUGACAGUGUUGAGCACCUUUGUGGACACCCUGCGCGCUAGCCCUGCCCAGGUCUCAGGUCGAGGGCUGAAAAUAGAAGACGUUCUCAAGGACAACGAAACGCUCACAACGUUUCUACUGAGCGACGUACGCUUGCCAGAUACCAUAGUGUACCAACUGGUGAACUCCCAAGUACGCGUGGAGCAGUUCGCAAACGGUGUCCCGGACCUGAGGUUGAAGGACAUCGCCUGCAGCCAGACCCUUCUGAGCCGCUUCAUCAUUUUCCCCAGCCUUGAGGGGCUGUACGCCGUCCGCAACACAAUGUGUGCCCUGUCUCAGCCGAGCCUGCAGGCCAUCGAGGACCGGCUCUAUGCCAACGUUGACUUCUUCAAGCUCUUUCAGCUGCUACCCAGGGUCCUUGACAAUGACAAAGCUGGCCUCGACCUCCGUGUCUGGAGCAAAGUGCUGUCCCCUGUGUCCGAGAAGAUGCAAGAGCUCAUGGAGAGGAACAGUACCAAGGACCUGCUGCAGGUCUUGUACCCACUUCUUCAGACAGGGGCCACCUCCACAGCUUCCCAGCUCACAAGAGCUGCUUCUAACCUCUUCUGUGGCUACCCUGAGGGGGCAGGCUCUCGUGUGGUCUCUUUCAAUUGGUACGAGGACAACAACUACAAAGCCUUUCUUGGAGUCAACAGAACCAAGAAGCGUAGUGACUAUGUGUACGAUAAGACGGCAAGCCCCUUCUGCAAUGCACUGAUGAAGGACCUGGAGACAGACCCUAUCUUCAGAGUCAUCUGGGCUUCAGUGAAGCCCUUUCUCAUGGGGAAGGUCCUAUAUACCCCAGAUACACCGGCUGUGAAGCAGAUUUUACGAAGUGCCAACACUACAUUUGAACAGCUAGAGAGGCUGAGGAACAUGGGGAAGGCCUGGGAAGAAGUGGGCCCACAGCUCCAGGCCUUCUUCCAGAACAGCGUGCAGAUGAACAUGAUCCGAGACACUAUCAUGAAUCCCACAGUGACUGACUUCAUAGAUCAGAAUCUAGAAGGAACAGGGUUCUCCUCAAGACACAUUCUCAACUUCCUGUACAUAGGACCGCCCAGCGAUCGCUCAUAUGACAUGCCCAGUUUCGACUGGAGAAACAUCUUCAGCCUGACAGACCACAUCAUAAGGAUGCUCAAUAAGUAUACAGAGUGUCUGGAUCUGGACAAGUUUGUUGGCUACAGAGAUGAGGGUGAGAUGACACGCCAGGCCCUGGACCUGCUGGAAGAGAACAAGUUCUGGGCAGGGCUCGUUUUCUUGGACAUGGAUCCUCUGACCACCAAACCGCCCCCUCACGUCAAAUUCAAAAUUCGCAUGGACAUCGAUGCUGUGGAGCGGACUAACAAAAUCAAGGACAGAUACUGGGACCCUGGUCCACGUGCAGACCCUAUGGAGGACCUGCGCUACGUGUGGGGAGGCUUUGCCUACCUUCAAGACAUGAUAGAGCACGGCAUCAUCAUGACACAGACCCUCAGGGACUGGCCCCUGGGUGUCUACCUGCAGCAGAUGCCCUACCCCUGCUACGUAGAUGACCUAUUCAUGCUGACGCUGAAUCGUUGCUUCCCCAUCUUCAUGGUCCUGGCCUGGAUCUACUCGGUGUCCAUGAUGGUGAAGAGCCUUGUGCUGGAGAAGGAGUUGCGUAUGAAGGAGACCCUGAAAGCCAUGGGGGUGACCAACGGAGUGAUCUGGGCCGCAUGGUUCAUCGACAGCUUCCUGAUAAUGAGUGCUAGCACAGCUCUGCUCACUGCCAUCAUUAUGAUUGGGAAAGUGCUGAACUACAGCGACCCCCUACUCCUCUUCCUCUUCCUGCUGUCAUUCACCAUUGUGACCAUUGUACAGUGCUUCCUUAUGAGUGUCUUCUUCAACAAGGCCAACCUGGCAGCAGCCUGCAGCGGCAUUGUUUAUUUCACUCUCUACUUGCCACACGUCCUGUGCUUUGCCUGGCAGGACCACAUCACCAAGGACAUGAAGAUCUUGGUGAGUCUGCUGUCCCAGGUGGCGUUUGGCUUUGGCACAGAGUACCUGUCCAGGUAUGAAGAGCAGGGCCUGGGUCUACAGUGGGACAACAUCCAGAGCAGCCCUCUUGAGAGAGACGAGUUCUCCUUCCACAUAUCCAUCCAAAUGAUGUGGUUUGAUACCUUCCUGUAUGGCAUCCUGGCUUGGUAUCUCGACAAUGUCUUUCCAGGCCAGUAUGGAAUAGGCCGGCCGUUUUAUUUCCCACUGCAGCUGUCAUACUGGAUUAGACAGGAACCCGUACUGCCAGGUCAGCGCUUCCAUUUUGACUUGAGAAUUGACCUGGCGCUAGGGACGUCCUUCUUCGAGACGGAGCCAGUGGGUCUCCCCGUGGGCGUAUCCGUGCAGGACCUGGUCAAGGUCUUCAGUGGCGGCUCUAGGCCUGCGGUCAACGGCCUGAGCAUCAGCUUCUAUGAGGGACAGAUCACGUCCUUCCUGGGGCAGAAUGGAGCAGGAAAGACCACUACUAUGUCCAUCCUGUCAGGUCUGUUUCCUCCAACUUCAGGCACCGCCUACAUCAAUGGCAAGGACAUUCGCACUGAAAUGGAUACCAUCCGCCAGUGUCUAGGGAUGUGUCCCCAGCACAACAUUCUGUUUCACCACCUGACUGUGGCAGAACACAUCCUGUUUUACUCCCUUCUGAAGGGGCAGCCAUUGCCCAAGGCCCUGCAGGAGGUGGAGAGCAUGCUGGAGGAUCUGGGGUUGCCCCACAAGAGAGACGAAGAGGCUCAGAACCUCUCAGGGGGCAUGCAGAGGAAGUUGUCUGUGUCUAUGGCAUUUGUUGGCGGUGCCAAGGUGGUCAUACUGGAUGAACCAACAUCUGGAGUGGAUCCGUAUUCCCGCCGUUCGAUCUGGGACCUUCUACUAAAGUACCGGCCAGGCCGUACAGUGAUCAUGACCACCCACCACAUGGACGAGGCCGACCUGCUGAGCGACCGCAUAGCCGUUGUCUCGAAGGGUCGGCUGCAUUGCUGCGGCUCCCCGCUGUUCCUGAAGAGCCGCUUUGGUGCCGGUUUCUAUCUGACUUUGGCACGUCGAAUGGGAGACCGAAGGGGAACUCACAAGGAGACAGAGUGCGAUUGCGCAUCAGAGUGCUCCUGCGACUGUUCCAUCUGCACUAAGUAUAAAGAAGAUGCCCAGUCCCAGUCCAAGGCUUCAGAACGACAGCUAGAUGGGGAUGUGGAAAUCAUUACUGCUCUGAUCCAGCAUCAUGUCCCAGAGGCCAAGCUGGUCGAUGUGAUUGGUCAAGAGUUGACCUAUCUGCUGCCGAACAAGAACUUCAAGAACCGGGCCUAUGCCAGCCUGUUCCGUGAGCUGGAGGAGAUGCUGUCUGACCUCGGGCUGACAAGCUUCGGAGUCUCGGAUACAUCACUGGAGGAGAUAUUCCUCAAGGUUACUGCUGACGGAGAAGAUGGCAGUGGUCCAUCUGACCCAGAAAGAAAGAAGCUGCACAUUCAGUCCUCAAUUCAGUCUUUUGCUCCUGUCUGUCCUGCAGCUCGUGACCUAGGAAAGGGUCUGGGACGCUGGGUUCCUGGGCCCUCAGAGGGCACUGAUGCCAAAGGCUCCAGGCAGGUCAAAGGCCUCUGUCUGGUCUUCCAGCAGUUCUUCGCCUUGCUGGUCAAACGGUUCCAUCAUGCCACACGGAGCCAUAAGGAUUUCCUCGCUCAGAUUGUUUUGCCUGCGAGCUUCAUCCUAGUGGCUCUGGUGUUCACUCUCAUCAUUCCUCCAUUUGGUGAAUAUCCUAGUUUGACCCUCAGCCCCUGGAUGUAUGGGCGUCAGUUCACCUUUUUCAGCAAUGAGCGCACCUUGGAUCCGGAGAUGAUACACUUCGGAGAGGUGCUUUUAAACAGGCCUGGGUUUGGAACACGCUGCAUGCUGGAUGAACCUCUGGAGGACUUUCCUUGCAACAACAUCACCACGCCGUGGGAGGCCCCUGAGGUGUCCCCAGAUGUGGCUAAGAUGUUGCUGGAACCCCAGUGGACUGCGCUGGAACCCUCUCCCAGUUGUCAGUGCAGCACAGGAGAAAGGCUCACCAUGCUCCCCGUGUGUCCGCCGGGGGCCGGGGGAUUCCCCCCACCACAGAGAAUUCAGCCCACUGGCGAUGUCCUGCUUGACCUCACGGGCAGAAACAUCUCAGACUACCUUGUCAAGACCUAUCCCACACUUAUCAGGGCCAGCUUAAAGAGCAAAUACUGGGUGAAUGAGCAAAGAUACGGAGGCAUCUCUGUUGGCGGGCACCUUCCCGUGCUCGUUCUGGACCCCAAAGCUGUGCAGGACAUUUUGAUUCAGAUGGGCCGCAUGCUCAAUGUCACAGGGGGUAAAUACUCAAGACUUGCUCUUGUAGGAAUAGCACCAUUCUUAAAAUAUAUGGAAAACGAAUAUAAUGUCAAGGUGUGGUACAACAACAAAGGCUGGCAUGCGAUGGUGUCCUUCAUGAACGUUGCCAACAAUGCCAUCCUCCGAGCAAGCUUGCCUCCAGAUGCAAGCCUCAACGAGUACGGUAUCACUGCCAUCAACCAUCCGCUCAACCUCACCAAGGAGCAGCUCUCCGAGGUCACCGUACUGAAGACAUCCGUGGAUGCUGUGGUGGCUAUCUGCGUGAUCUUUGCCAUGUCCUUCAUCCCAGCCAGUUUUGUGCUCUACCUCAUCCAGGAGAGGGUGACCAAGGCCAAGCACCUGCAGUUUGUCAGUGGUGUCAGUCCCGCUGUCUACUGGACUGCCAAUUUCUUCUGGGACAUGAUAAACUAUUCUGUCAGUGCUGCGAUGGUUGUGGGAAUAUUUGUUGCUUUUGAUAAAAAGUGCUACACUUCACCAACCAAUCUCCGUGCCCUGGUUGCUUUACUCCUUCUUUACGGGUGGUCCGUGACACCCAUGAUGUAUCCAAUGUCAUAUGUGUUUAACAUCCCGAGUACUGCCUACGUCGCACUGGCGUGCAUUAACCUGUUCAUUGGCAUCAACAGCAGUGCCAUAACAUUCAUUUUAGAGCUCUUCGAGAACAGCCAGGCUGUACUCAAGUUCAAUGAGCUGCUGAAGAGCAUUCUGCUUAUAUUUCCUCAUUUUUGUUUGGGCCGAGGUCUGAUUGACAUGGCUAUGAACCAAGCAGUGACUGAAGUGUAUGCUCGUUUCGGGGAAGAGUAUAGCCUGAACCCAUUCAGCUGGGAUUUUCUUGGGAAAAAUCUAGUUUCCAUGGUGGUGGAAGGCUUUGUGUAUUUCAUCUUGAAUAUUUUUAUUCAGUAUCGCUUUUUUAUUCAUCGCCGUCCUGGCGGUAGGAAAGUGCCUAUAAAUGCAGAGGAUGAAGAUGUUGCAGAGGAGAGAGAGAGGAUUUACAUUGGGGCGAGAAACAAUGACAUCCUUCAAGCGAAAAACCUGUCCAAGACAUACAUUGGUCAGACCAGGCCAGCUGUGGACAGCAUCUGCGUUGGCGUCGCCCCUGGGGAGUGCUUUGGCCUCCUGGGUGUCAAUGGGGCUGGAAAGACCACUACCUUCAGGAUGCUGACAGGGGACACAGAUGUGAGCUCUGGGGAUGCCACCAUUGCUGGUUACAGCAUUCUUACCAAUAUUCUGGAGGUCCAUCAGAACAUGGGCUACUGCCCACAGUUUGAUGCCAUUGAUGACUCUCUGACCGGCCAAGAACACUUGCAUCUGUACGCUCGUCUACGUGGGGUUCCCGAGUCUGAAGUCAGCAGGGUUGCAGAAUGGGGAAUCAGGAAACUGGGCCUAUCUGAGUAUGCAGGGCGCUGUGCAGGAACAUAUAGCAGUGGCAACAAGCGCAAGCUCUCUACGGCUAUUGCUAUGAUAGGCUGCCCUACCCUUUUACUGCUGGAUGAACCAACUACAGGCAUGGACCCACACUCGCGCCGUUUAUUGUGGAACUCCAUCAUGAGUGUCAUUCAGGAAGGGAGAGCAGUUGUUCUGACAUCUCACAGCAUGGAGGAAUGUGAAGCUCUUUGCACUCGUCUAGCUAUUAUGGUCAAUGGAACCUUCAAAUGUCUUGGUACCAUCCAGCACCUCAAAUACAAGUUUGGUGAUGGCUACAUGGUCACCUUGAAGAUCAGAGCAGUUGAACCAAACACAGCCCCAGACCUGAGCACUGCAGAAGCGUUCAUGGAGACCAGCUUCCCUGACUGUGUACGCAGGGAGAAGCAUCACAACACCCUGCAGUAUGAAGUUGCCUCCUCCUCCCUGGCCCGCAUCUUCCAACUGGUACUGGCCAAUAAGGAGAAGCUCUCCAUUGAAGACUACUCAGUCUCACAGACUACGCUUGAUCAGGUCUUCGUGAACUUUGCGAAGCAGCAGUCAGGAGAGGAUGAUGCCAUAGUGUUACACCCAAGGGCAGCUGGUGCUCGGCGAGAUGUCAGGGUUUCACCAGUCAGUUCAUUUGGCAAGAAAGAAAACUGA